Messenger RNA from Gopherus flavomarginatus (Mexican gopher tortoise), 4767 nucleotides. RefSeq names its product haloacid dehalogenase like hydrolase domain containing 5 (gene HDHD5). Gene Ontology annotation, cellular component: mitochondrion. Gene Ontology annotation, biological process: glycerophospholipid biosynthetic process. The transcript has 8 exons. The record is from RefSeq and is a predicted model, not a curated record. Lineage: Eukaryota; Metazoa; Chordata; Testudines; Testudinidae. The coding region runs from base 27 to 1337 and encodes 436 amino acids.
GGGGCUGCUCGCGGCUGCGGCGGGGGAUGGGCCUGGGUUGCCUGCGCAGCGCGAGCAAAGCUGCUUUGAGGCGAUGGCGGCGCGGGGGGCCUCGGGCGCGGCCCCCGAUCAGCCAGAGGGGCCUGGGCGUGGGCGCCCCCGGGGUGAGUGAGACUCCUCCGACCUUUGGGUUCCUGUUUGACAUUGAUGGAGUGCUUGUUCGGGGACGCCAUGUGAUUCCUGCUGCCCAGGAGGCCUUCCGGAAACUGCUAGACUCUAAUGGACAGUUCCGGGUGCCGGUAGUCUUUGUGACAAAUGCUGGAAAUUGCUUACAGCAUGUCAAAGCCCAGGAACUCUCCAAUGCUUUGGGAUUGAAGGUGUCUCCAGAACAAGUGAUCCUCUCCCACAGCCCCCUGCAUCUCUUCCAUCAGUUCCAUGAGAAGUGUAUGCUGGUGUCCGGGCAGGGGCCAGUGGAGGAAAAUGCCAGGAAUGUGGGGUUCCAGAAUGUGGUUACCAUACAGGAUGUGAGGAAGGCAUUUCCCCUGCUGGACAUGGUUGAUCAAAGCCGUAGACCAAAGGAGCUGCCUCCUCUGACCACUGACUUCCCUACCAUAGAAGGGGUGAUUCUGUUUGGGGAGCCGGUCCGGUGGGAGACAAGCCUUCAGCUGAUUAUUGAUGUCCUCCUGAGCAACGGGAACCCUGGGGCAGAGCUGGCAGCAGUGCCAUAUCCCCAUAUACCUGUCCUUGCCUGUAACAUGGAUCUUUUGUGGAUGGCAGAAGCCAAGAUGCCAAGAUUUGGCCAUGGCACUUUUCUUGUCUGCUUGGAGAACAUCUACAAAAAAGUGACUGGCAGGGAGUUGAAGUAUGAGGCCCUAAUCGGCAAACCCAGCAUUGUCACUUACCAGUACGCUGAGUAUCUGAUCAAACAGCAGGUGGAAAGACAAGGGUGGCCAUCUCCCAUCUGCAGGCUCUAUGCUGUUGGGGAUAAUCCAAUGUCUGACAUCUAUGGUGCGAACUUCUACAAUCGCUAUCUCAAGGCUGCGUGUCAGGCCCGUGCCCAGGCUGAGGUGAAGAGGAGUGUGGGGGUGGCAGAUCCCCAGAGUGAGGACCAUUCAGAGCCGAAGGAGGAUUGGUACGUCUCGUUGGAGAGUUGCAAGUCAAUUCUAGUCUGCACUGGGGUCUACAGUCCUCAUGGAGUUGUGCCUGCUGACCCACAUGAGAGCACGGUGGAGACUGUGUUCCAUGGGCACCGGGACUUCUGCUUUGACACCAGCCUACUGGAGGCAUCUUAUGUGGUGCAGGAUGUGAAUGAAGCUGUGGAGCUUGUCUUUGAGAAGGAGAACUGGAGCCAGGAGUGAAAUGGAAGUGGCAAAAUCUACAGUCAUCAGGGUUGAGGAGGGAAGGGGAGGAUGGGAAUCUUCUAGCCUAACUCGUCCUAAAAUGUGGGGGGGGGGGAAAUUCCUAGGGCAUUGUGGGGCCUGAUGCCAAAGGCCCCUUGUCUUAAUAUCAGUUGGUCAGUCUAUUGUUACUAGCAGGAUGAUGCUUUUAAUCUGGCCAGGUCCAUGUUAACAACCUACUGUUGCUCCUGUGCAUUAAACUGUAAUGGGGCAGGAUUGGAUAGAUCACCCUUGCCCCCAUGUUUAUGAAGCUCUGCUUGGCCAAAGCCCUUUUCCCUUUCAAUCCCCACAGUGCUUGAGAGGCUUAUCCCUGUUACACACAGCGGGGUGGGGAGCAUCAUGGACCCAUGCAUCAGUUAUGUCCUACACAAACCUUUAAGUAGGAUGUAGGUGGAGCCUGGCCUCUGUACUGACCCUCUGCCCAGGGUGAAAUUGAUAAUGAAGGGUUAAUGACUAUUCCAAGUGUGCUUUGAUGCCCUGGCCUGCUAACUACCUGUUUGUCAGUGGAUUGAGAGUGCACAUAGUGUUGUCUUGAUAUAGCACCUGUGCUCUUACUGGCCUUGUGCUGGAUCAGAGACUUUAUCUCUUGCAUCCUUACCUCUGUUUCAUGGCUUCCCAGCAACAUAAGGGGGGGGGGGUAAUUUACCUCACAGGAAAACCUGGGCAGCCACAGCAACUUGGUGCAGUGCUAAAGGUGGUAUUAAAAUGUUCUCAUUGUAACUUAAACGCGUUCUCUGAUUGUCAAUAGCCCCCUUCUGCUGCCUAAGGGGGAACACAAGUAGUCUUGCUUCAAAGAUGGCAAGGAAUGAACCUGGGAUUAUAAACUACCAGAGGCAAGGAAGCUGCAUUUUGCAGCAGUACUAGGUUCUGAAGCCCCAAUAGGAUCAGUGUGGGUACCAAAAUGGAUCUUUGCAUCAUCCAUAAGAGUGAUAAAACCUCCCCUACUGUCUCUUAUCCCCCCGCCCUCCCAUGCGCACACACACACACUGGUGCUGCUUCCAUAGCAGCUCAAGCUUGUCCUGAAUUGCUGGCUUCUGUGAUAGGUCACCCAUUUGCUUUAUUCUCUGAUGUAGCACUGUUAAAUUCUCCUUUGGGAGAGAAGCCAUAAACAUCAGCUCCACCUAGGGCCUGUGGACAUUCCCAGUUUUGGUCACUGGGGUUCUUAAAUGCAGAAGUUUUUUCCUAGAUGUAGUUUGCUCCUCAGAGAUGUCCCUAAACUCUAAUUCUCUUUCCCUUUCCUUCCUCUCCCCAAAUUGCAGUGAAGUGCUCUCCAAAGUAGUCACUGCUACUCCUGGAGGGGCUAGCAUGGGUCAGCAACCUACAGCAUGUGUACCAAACGUGGUACGCAAGCCGAUUUUGAGUGGCAUGCAGCUGCCUGCCAUGGUCCUGGCCCCCAGCCUAACUCAGCCCCCCCUACCCCCCCCCCCCGUGGGGGCAGGAGGCAGAAGCUUGGUUCUGGGGCAGCCAAGUUUCCCUCUCCCCCACUUCUUCCCCUAGUGUGGUGCUUUCCUGCUCCCCCCCUCCUUCCCUGAGCCAAUCAGUUGAUGGCUCUUGCAAGGGGGAAGAGCAGUACCCUGCUCCAUACAGGACGCAGAGAGAGGUGGGAAGGGGACAGGGCAGGGCACAUCCCUUCCAGCCCCCUGCCAUGAGCCACUCAGGGCAGGGGGCUGGGAGCACCCCUAUGGGCUGAGCACCCCAGCCCUCUGCCCUGACCCUCCCCCCACGCCCAGCCUUCUGCCCUGCACCCCCUGAGCCCUCUGCCCUGACCCUUGAACCCCCCCUACACACUCAGCCUUCUGCCCUGAACCCCUGGUCUCAGCCACAGGCUCUGCUCAGCCCGCUGCCAGCGUAGGUGAACAGAACCCCAGGCUGGCAGUGAGCUGAGCAGGCUGGUGGUGUAAGAUCAGCAUUUUAAUUUAAAUGACGCUUCUUAAAGACUUUGAAAACCUUGUUUACUUUACAUACAACAAUAGUUUAGUUAUAUAAUAUCGACUUACAGAAAGAGACUUUCUAAAAAUGUUAAAAUGUACUACUGGCACAUGAAACCUUAAAUUAGGGUGAAUAAAUGAAGACUGGGCACACCACUUCUGAAAGCUUGCCAACCCCUUGGCUAGCAGCUUAAUGCUGCUGUAGCAGUGCCAGACCCUGCUUUAACUUUCCUUCUCUGCCUGACCCUGACAGCUUCCCGUUCCUUAGCCCUCAUUAAUAGGGAAGAGUUUGAGGCCUGUGUCUUCAUUAAAAAUCCUUAAGAAUAUCUGUGAAAAAUUCAAAAAAUGAAACUCAACAUGAAUACUUAGUCCUGCCAUGAGUGCAGGGGACUGGACUAGAUUAGAUGACCCCUCAAGGUCCCUUCCAGUCCUAUGAUUCUAUGAAAGAUGUCAUCUCAGAAACAGGUUAAUUUUAAUUGUCUAAAGAUUCAUGUGCUCCACCGUGGCAGCACCACAAAUGAUUCUUGAUACCAAGUGGAAAGUCCUGACUGAAGUCUCUGUUUUUUGUGCCUGUGCACUUCUGUUGAGAUCACUGGAGUUACUGACUCACACCACUUAAUGAGAACGGCAUUGAGGGCCAAUCUCUUUGCAAACAUACCUAUUUUUAAGCAGCCACUCAUACAGAGCAUAAGCUGUGAUCUUUUCAUAAGUAUAUUUUGGUCUCAGUUAAAAUAUCAGAGUUCAGGUUUGAUGAUUUCCUAUGGAGCACCUUUUUUUUUUUCAUACUUCCUCUUUGGUAACACUGGAUUAGCCUAGUAGGGUUGCACAGGGACCCAGGCUCCUUCCUUCUACUUGAAACACUAAUUCAGGGGGCAGUAGUUUCUGAAGCAAGCUGUGGAUUCUGUCAGUGACCCUGGCAAAGAGGUAGUAUGCAUCUUCUCCACCCUUGGUUACUGUGGAGUGUUAUACAGACCAGUGAGCAGCUGUCACCGUUUGACCAGUAACAUGGGGUACCUCAACACUUAGCUACUGUAGCCUCCCACCUGGGCUCCUCACAAACAGCAUGCAGGUCACACCCUGAGUGCCCACAUACAGCCAUAGCUCUGACCCUAGCAGCCUGCCAGCAACACCCCAGCUGCAGUGGCUUUCACCAGCCUUGGUUACUACUUGUAGGGUGAUCCCAACACACUGCUAGUCCUGGGUUUUUCCCCUCAAGAUGAGUUCUGCAGUGUCCAGCCCUCUCCUGGACAGUCCAAAUAUAUUAUGUUUGUUGCCCCUGUAAGGUGAUCAGCAGACAAGAGUCUGCUACCUUCAAUGAAGUUACCCAAACAAUUCACAACACUGGAUUAGUUUUAAUUAAGGAUAUAAACAAGUUUAUCUAAGAGACUGAGUACAAGUAAUGGAGGUAUUAAAGUUAGAAAUGGUUACAAGAAAAAUAAAGAUAAAAUGUUUUCUAAACUUCA